Molecule: messenger RNA, 838 nt
Organism: Pseudovirgaria hyperparasitica
Lineage: Eukaryota; Fungi; Ascomycota; Dothideomycetes; Acrospermales; Acrospermaceae
Exons: 3
Coding region: 136-636 (166 amino acids)
Source: RefSeq, a predicted model, not a curated record
GUUUAGUUCCAUGCAGCCCGAGUUCGUCUUCAUUAGGGCCGUUAGCCCUGGCCUGCAGCCUCUCGCCCUCUCGAUUUCACAGGUUGAGAUACUGGAAGGUCGUCACUGAUCACUUCUCUGAUCCACUCUCUACUUAUGUCUACCAUAUAUGCUAUUUUCAUAGCUGUAUGGAUAACCAGGGCAUUAUGUACUAUGCAAUUCGUCAACCCCCCGCCCUUUGGAGAGCCCGGCGACUUUAGCAGUAACCCUACCUUUACAUUGGGCUCAACACUUACUAUAAUAUGGAAGGCCGGGGAGGAAGGCAAAGCGACGUCCCUUGUUCUAUAUCAGCUGGCUACGCCGAGUGGUGAUUGGGUGGAAGACAUGGAGUACUUGGCCCAGGGCGCAAUUGGUCUCACGCGAUAUACCUGGCUUGUCGGAACCAGGAAAGACCUUCAGACGUCAAACAUCUUCUAUAUGAGCCUCUAUCGAGAGGGUUCAACGACGCCCGACGCAAACAGUCACUAUUUCUACCUCAAAAAGAACGAAAGCCAGCCAACAUCAACCCUGUCUUUUGGACCCACGAACACCUCCACAAGCAGAGUGCCACAACUGAAUACCCCAUCCCCGGGACCAAAAGUUAUUGACGUAUUCUGAAAAAAAAAGUUUCAGGUCAAACAAACUCGGCAUUGGAUUUGGCGUAAUCGUUCCGGCUGUGGGGUACUGGCUAGUAUAUAGCUUCCCCUCUACAGAGUCUUCACUCUACUAAUGUAAUACUUAUUUCAAGACUAGUUGUACCUGAAAUAUCAUUUGUUGUCGACUAAUCCCGUAAUAGAUCACAUAGAUGUCGAAGUAUGCC